Messenger RNA from Effrenium voratum, 3369 nucleotides. NCBI's taxonomy places the organism in Eukaryota, Dinophyceae, Suessiales, Symbiodiniaceae. The record is from the annotation of a GenBank genome assembly.
AUGUCCAAUACUCGUCAUCCUCGACAGUCGCCCUUUGCCGCCAUCGAUGCCUACUUGGCUGCUCAGGGGCUGCAAGAGCCAGGCACUCCCGGGUGCCGCCAGAGUCAGGCUUCCUUCCAAGGCCCGAAAGGCAUGCGAGCGCGAAGGUCACUGCCGCAAAAUCGGCCUGUCAUGCCUCAGGCUUCGAGAGGCCCAAAUACCCUCGGAGGUGACUUGGCCCUGGAGGAUGCCCCCACUGACCCAGCCGAGGUCGGUGUCCAGGCACGCAUUCCCUUGUCUCCUCAGCAGCAAGAGGCUGUGAUGGUGCCGUUGGAUCAACCACUGCUUGUUUUGGCCGGGCCGGGCAGCGGCAAGACGCACUUCCUCGCAGCUCGAAUCAGCCGAGCACUGGCUGAGCAAGUUCCAGCUGAGGCUGUGGUUGCCGUGACCUACACGCGCAAAGCAGCGGAGGAGCUGGCGCAACGAGUGAAGCAAGCCGGACACGACGUGUGGGUAAGCACGGUGCAUGGCCUGGCCUUGAGGCUGCUGCGAGAGGCAGGGCGGGGGCCGUGCCAGGCGGCCUCAGACCAGGACCGGCGCGCAGCUGCCCGCACAAUACUUCCCAACGUGGAGAUCGCGGCCAUGCUGGAGACGAGCGAGGCACCGAUCCGAGCUGAGGCAGACGCUUCCCAUGACGCAGUUGGCAAGUUGCUGGCAGCCUUCGACCACAUGCGAAGAGACACGCAGGCCUGGGAGCCGCUGGCCACUGCCCACCGGGCUUUUACCCAGGAGCUCCGGCGCCGCCGCCUGCUGGAACUGCCGGAGGUGAUCUCAAGCGCCCAAAGGCUGUUGGACAGCGACGUGGGCAGCACCUGGGCGGCCAACUUCGUCCAGUUGCUCUUUGUGGAUGAGUGGCAGGACACUGAUGCCGAACAGCAGCGCUUCCUAGCUCAUCUUGCCCGUGGUGGCGUCACGGCUGUAGGAGACGACGACCAACGAAUUUAUGCAUGGCGUGACAGGGGCCCUUCACCACCAGAGGCCUUCCAAACGCAUUGGCCUGGAGCAAGCACCAAAACGCUUGGUGCAAACCACCGCUCCCUGCCACACUUGGUUGCAGCCUCCAAGCGCCUCAUUUCUCACAACUGCCUUCGGGAGCAGAAAGACUUGUGGUCGGCACGAGAGCCCGCAACGGAUACUGUGCAAGUUGUGGCAAAGGAAAGCCUCAGGGCAGAGGCCCGCUGGGUUGCUGAAGAGAUUCGGGGGCGCGCCGGCCGGGAGAGUUCGACCUGGGGCGACUUCGCAAUCCUCACCCGGACCAACGCUGCGGCAGAGGCAAUCGCCAAGGCCAUCGCCCAGGCCGGCAUCCCAACCUCACGCAGAGGCGGAGCUGACAUUCGAACCUCGCAGGUGCUGGACUUGCUUGCAUACUUGCGCUUGGUUGUGGACCCACAUCACUCAGCGUCAUUCCUGCGAAUCUACAACGUGCCGCGGCGCGGUUUGGGCAAGGCAGCCCUGCGCUGCCUCCGCGAGCAAUUCGGGGCUCCAAGCGCAGUUCCUGCAGAGUCGCCUUUGCACGGCGCAGGCGCCUUGACGCAGGUCAGAGGUGCAGAGCCAGCAACAGGGUCCUUUGAGGGCGCCAUGUCCCGGCUGCUCAAGGCACCCUGGCUUGGUGCCAAUGCCCGCGUGGCACAGGGUUUGGGAAAGCUGUUUGCCGUCUUGCAAGCUGCCCGCCGCGUGGCCUCGGCAGAGAAGGGAGCAGUCGAUGUGCUACGUUUCGUCAUGGCCCAGACCGGCCUUGGCAGUGGUCACGAGACAGCGCAGGCAGUCCAGAGGCUGCUGGCAGCAGCUGAAAAACACACCAUCGGAGCUUCGCGAAACGGAGCCGCAUGCAUUGUGCGACUCUUGCAAGAGAUGGCCAUUGCGGGAGGCAUCAUGUCGGACAGCGCCGUUUCUGUAAGCACCAUCCAUCAAGCCAAAGGACUGGAGUGGGACACCGUCUUCGUCCUGCAAUGCAACGAGUCAGUGAUGCCGUUGACCAGGCAGCCAGAUGACAGCAUUGAGGAAGAGCGACGGCUGUUCUACGUUGCCAUGACCCGCGCCAGGAAUCACCUGGUGUUGUCCUUCACGGAGGAGGCCGAGCCUUCACGCUUUCUUUUCGAGUCGGGUGCCCUUGGCGAGAAGCGUCCAAGCGUCCCCGAAACCCAGGCCCGAGAUCAGUCGAGUGCCUCGCGAGGCAGCGGCCUUGCAGACCUGGUGGCCGACGCAGAGAUGGAGAAGGUGCCAUCGCCGGGCCCUCCAGCCUCUGGCAGGAUGCUGCGCGUUGAAGUGCGAGGGCUGCUGCAUGAUUGGUUUGACGUGGCUGACAUGGGGGAUUUCAUUCGCUCGCCGCACUUUGCCGGCACCCUGCGCGAGAACGUGGCCAGAUACUUCGGAGUGCCAAUCGAGCGGCAGGCUAUCUACGAUGAAGACGGUUUGCUGACGAGCUGCGCUGAUUACAGCCGAGCACUUCAGCGAAUGUACCCCAAGCUCUUCAUCUAUGACCUGGACGAGAUGGGUGCCGACCUCCGAGCUCGGGCUGUGGAGGAGCUACGGCAGCUCGAUGCGGAUGUGGAGCAGUCCUGGCGCCAGUUUGGAGCGAACGUGCGAGAGAGAAAUGAGAGAGGACUCUCGCCAUGCCCAACGGAGCUCUCCGCCCUGAAUGGUCUCAGUCACGCCGUGGUCGCCGAAGUGCCAAGGGAGGUUGGGAAGCCACUGGAUCACCCCGUGAUCUCCCCGAGGAUCCCGCCAUCACAGCCAAGGAUCUUGAAAGUCGAGGCGCAGCCGGCGCAGCCAGUGGCACAGCCACUCGUGCUGCAGCCUUUGAGGAGUGAAGCUCCACGCAGCGUGUCAUCCAGGAUGAUUGCAGUUGCCUCCCAACCCAACCUCGUGAGGAUGGACAACGCGCAGCUGCGGAGUGUGUCACCAUGCAGGACUCCCAGACUGUCAGCUGACGUGGGCAGCAUAUCCCCCAGGAUGCCCCACGUGCACGGACAGUCGCCCUUCAGGCCCUAUGAAGCAAGCACCGAUGCCUAUGCCUGGGGCGCCACUUCAAAGUUACCAACGGCACCGCCAAGGUCGGUGUCCCCCUGCGUUGUGGAGCGAAGGUUGUCAGGGUGCAGACCACAGGCAAGUCCAGCCCAGACGGUCCAGUCACUUCCGGGGCCUCAGGGCGCCCAGGCUUGGCUUGUGAGCCCAGCGACGCCACGGCUGAAUCUUCAAUUGAGCGGCUUGCCGCCGCCUCCAGGGAUCUCGUUUACACUGAAGCCCGACUUGCCUCGGCUGAAGCCAACGCAAGUGGAGGCUCCGCUGGGUGCGUUCCAUUCACCACGCAUGCCUCGCUUCUCCCCGUAG